This is a messenger RNA of Cricetulus griseus (Chinese hamster), 5567 nucleotides long. The record is from RefSeq and is a predicted model, not a curated record. NCBI's taxonomy places the organism in Eukaryota, Metazoa, Chordata, Mammalia, Rodentia, Cricetidae.
UGUGAUUUGGAAGGAAUCAUGCCAAAUGUUACCAUCAGCUUGAAUCUCCCCACCAAUGGAUCUCCACUUCAAGAUUUUAUCGUUCAUCCUUGUGUGACUUCUCUUGACUCAGCCAUUCUGACUUCCAGUAGCAUUGAUACGAUGGAUGAUUCUGCAUUCAGUGGGCCUUAUAAAUUCCCAUUCACUCCACCUUUAGAGUCAUUCAACCUAUGCCACUACACUUCUCAGGUCCCUGUCCCACCAAUAUUGGGCUCUUACAACAUGAAAGAAGAAGAAGCACAACUAAAAAUAACAGUUAAUUUAAAACUUCAUGAAAGUGUAAAAAAUAAUUUUGAAAUCUGUGAAGCUCAUAUACCUUUUUACAACAGAGGUCCAGUUACCCAUGUGGAAUACAAAGUUAGUUUUGGUCAACUUGAGGUAUUUCGAGAAAAAAGUUUAUUGGUCUGGAUUAUUGGCCAGAAGUUCCCCAAAUCAAUGGAAAUUAGUCUUUCUGGGACUCUAACGUUUGGAGUCAAGGGCCAUAACAAGCAGCCAUUUGAUCACAUUUGCAUUGGAAAUACAGCAUAUGUAAAGCUUCAUUUUAGGAUCUCAGAUUAUACGCUCACUGGCUGUUAUGCAGAUCAGCAUUCAGUUCAAGUUUUUGCGUCAGGAAAACCAAAGAUAAGUGCAUAUCGGAAACUAAUUUCUUCUGACUAUUACAUCUGGAAUUCUAAAGCACCUGCUCCAGUAACAUAUGCAUCAUUGUUACCAUGAUUUUCUUAUAUUCAAAUGGGAUUUAUUUGAUGGUAACCUUCUAUAGUAGAAUCAUAGUAUUUUUAUUUCUUAGAUGUGUUCAUAUGAUCCGUGACUGAAAAAUCACCGAGUGAUUCCUUUGUCAAAACAUUCAUAUCUAAUGUUUUUAGUCUGAUUAAGUGUGAAAGAAUAUUUUCAAGGCUAAUGUCUCCAUUUUUUUGUUACCCUCUGACUUCAUGCCAUUGUGACUCAGAACAUAUAAAAGUAGUGAUUUAUUUUGAUGUAAGACGAGUCUUGGUUCUCCUUGCCAUAUGUUCUUUCCUGUGCCUGUGGCAGGCCUCCAGUCUCAUUCCCUGACAGGACAGGUCCAACUGUGGCAUCCUGUGGGGCACACCGUGCUAAUCAACCAGAGCCCCUUCCUUGAGUAAGAGCUCAGCCUUCUCCUAGUGUAGUUUUAAGCAGCUGUCCUUUGGGUUGUACUUGACUUACAAGGAAACUAUGUGCUUAUCCAAACCUCAAUACAAACAUCAUGCCAUCGCAGAAUACCCAGGAUCUGGGUAAAAUAAUCAUAAAUCCUUUCUUUCAAAGCAGCCAGAGGAGAUAAAGUUCAAAUAGUAACCUGUUCUUCAUCGCAUCUCUCCUACUGGCCAAUAAAGAGCCUGAAUAAUUCUAUUUGAUGUUCUAGAGCUACUUGCUUUCUGAGACUGGAACUCGUGCAGCCCAGACUGCCUGGGACUCACUGUGUAGCUGAGGAUGACCUUGAACUCCAUCUCAAGUGCUGGGAUUACAAUGGUGUAUCACCAAGUCCAGCUUAUGUCCUUGUAGGGAUCGAACUCAGCUUUGGGCAUGCCAGGCAAGCACCCUACUAGCUGAGUUAUGAUGCUAACCCCUCACAUUCCUUUAACUAACUUAAUAAUCUGCUGGAAUGAUGCGUGUUUAGGAUGCCCGUCAACCUAAGAAGGCUGCAGUAACUCAGAAGAUGAGAAUAGUGAUCUAUGAUUAUUUAGACAGUUUUAAAAAUAAUUUUAGAUAUUAUACUCUUUGUUUUUUUAAUUACAGUCUGUUAGUGAAUGAACUCAGGUAAACAAUCAAAAGCCUUUUCAUGGGCAGAAAGUAUCAUUUACAUUUAUUCUUUAAGUCUGUUCCUGUUGUUUUCUUUUUAACAUUUUCUUGAGUCUUUCAAAACCAUCUCUUUAUCCUCUACCCAUUUCUACUCACACAUCAUAUGCUGCUUCAGAGCAGUGUGUUGUCAUCAAGUUGGACUUUAAGUGACCAUUUAAACAAAAAAGAAAUCUCAAGAUACUGAGAACUUAACUGAUGCCAAAUUUAGAAGCCUGACUGCCCCCCAAAAAAGGAAGAGUUACAAAUUAAUAUCUAAUUAGAUUUAUCCUGGGUUCUACUUCUUUUUUGUCUUUUUUAAAAAAUGAGUCUUCUAAAAACAGGCUUAGAAAAAGCUGCUGACCCUUUGAAGGAGAGUCACAGCCACUGGAGGAAAGUGUAUAAACUUAGGACUUGAAAUAAAGCUUUAAUUAGGAUCAGUCUUCCUUAUUAUAAACCCUCAUUGCCUGCAAAGCAGUGCUACAGAAUAAAGUUCUGUUUUCAUAGUCAUCCUAAGUAAAGAGGAGAGAGGACUUGCCUGACCUGGACAUUAACUUGCUGUCCCUUCUCAGCCAAUGGGAGUUAGUGGUAGAAAUUCUUUUGUGAGAAGAAAACACUGCUCUAUAACGGGGUUUUUAUCACUCAUCAACUCAAAGCUUAAGAUUUUACUUUUAGUGGUGCCGUUUGGAAAUUUUGACUGUAUAAAUGCUUAGCAAAUUAUACUAAGGAAGAUGAGAUACAUUCAUCUACUGAGUAAUGAAAGAUUCAGUAUAUAAUCCUUGAAGCAAACUCUCUUCAUAAACAAAUUAGAAAAACCACUGACCUCUAAUUUGACAUUUCUAGAAACCUGGGGAAAAUCUAGGGGUUCCUAGAAAAGCAUGGUGAUGGCGAACCAAUGCCAUCUGUUGCCAUUCCGUUCUAACACAACACUAGGGAACUAAAAGCCAGCCCACAUUUCAUCCCAUUGAGAUCAGCUGGGCACACUGAUGCUUUUGAUUUUGUCUAGAAACCUGUCACUUCAGGAUAAUUUCUGAAGACAAAGCUUGUUCCCAGUUUGGUAGGUGACCUGUUUAAUGUUUUCCCUGUGUCUGGGAACUCCUUAGUGUAAUUAGCGACCUUUGAACUCCACAACUAAUCCUGAGCUAUUUUGUAUUCCUUACUCAUCUUUAAGGCUGGACCUUUCUUUUCUUCAGAGUCCACUGCCACAAUUAAAGAAGAAACAGCUGCAUUUCAAAGGGAUUCCGAUUCCAGAAGCUUAAUCGUGAUUGACAUGUUCUUAUUCUAAGCUAUAAGACACUCUAAGAGUCCUUUCUUUGGUUAGAACUUCAAUCAUUUUCUAAAAAAUUAUCUCACUAUGGAUUUUAUUCAUUUUCUUUGAUAGCUAUUCUUUGCAUUUUUUUUAACUUGAAAGGUGCUUUGCAUUUGCAGUGAAUAUGAGCAUCGACUUCCAGUGACAGAUUUGCAUGGUGUCAGACCUAGGUGCAGUAUUGCUGAAUUCUCUUUUAGUGCCAAGACACCGUUAUGAAGUCUGAUAUCUAUUCUGUAACUAUUCUUACUCAACCCAAAAGGGUUAAAGAAAGUUGUAAAUACCUGAGAAUGAACUCUAAAAAGAUGGGUCAUGAUUUGGGUACCUGUUCUCCUUUUUUUUUUUUUUUUAUUUUUACUAAGCAAUAUUGUAAAGUCCUCAAUGUAGUAUUAGAUAAUGGGGAUGUUUUAUACUGUUAAAAAUAUUUGAGCCUGUCAACUUGGAAGUAAACAAACAGGCUCCUCGGCAAUCUCAGGAGUCUUUAAAUUUUAUUUAAACAUUAGCCUAUCUCAAAAUCUUUUUUUUUUCAUGCCAUCUCAGUAUUUCUACUGUUACAAUAUUGUGAUCUUAGAUUUCAUGUGCUAUGUUUAACGGCAGACAUUUCGCACAUAGUAACCAUUGCCGAUUUUUUUUUUUCCUGUUUUGUUGUUACAAUAUUUAAAAACCCUUGACAGGCAUUCAUAGAUUUGUCCACAGCCUCUGGGAGGUAGAAAGGUGGAGUUCCUCUGCAGGGAUUGCUACCAUAGCAGAGGAGUUGUUUCUAAGACAAAGGUCAAAAAAGGGAUGUUAAUAAACAGUCCUCAGGUUUAAGGGACUUUUUUAGGAUUACAUCUUAAAUUCCAACAAAUCAGAUUUAGGAGUUGCUGAAAGUGAAAUUGAUCCAUCCCUCAUCCAAACUUUGCAAUACUUUCCUGUUCCGACAUCAUUUAGAUAGUUAGCUGUAUUAUCAGAUUAGAAACCAUUGUGCCCGCUGCUGAAAGGGAAAGGAGGCAAAAAGCUAAACAUGGGAUGAAUUCUGAACCUUUUAACCUGGCUGAAGUAUGUUGGUUGCUGUUAUGCAAAUACCUUCAAUCCUCUGCUAAGUUCCGUGGAAAUAAUUUUCUUGAAUGACAGGUUGAUUCAGCAAGGAUUCAGUCGGUGAUUAAUCCCCCUUUGAUCUAGGGUAUUUCACUUAACUACCAGUUACCUCGUUCUGACAAAGUGCAACUGAGAUUAGGGAGAUCACUAGAACACUACCAGCCCGUGCAUUUAUUCUCUAUAACCUUUUAAAGCAAGGGCCAAGAAUGCAAUUUAUCCUCAGUUUUUGAAGAUGCAAAGUCCUGUCUGCUGAGUUAGAAAGUCAAUUGAAUAUCAAAUGAAGUUUAUUUCUUACGUAACAAACCUUUCUCUUUUGCUCUGCCUAACAAUGAUAUUAGAAAUCAUAGGCUUUGAAGAGAGUGAAACAAAGGCUACAUCCCAAGUUCAGCUGCUUGUUUUGUUUCCUGUGCUACAGUGCAUGCUGACUGCCCCAGAUAACCCAGGAAUCAAAGGGCUGGCCACAGUUAUGCUGAGAAAACACUUGUGUUUCUGAGCCUGCAAUGUCUUCUCAUCACCCGGCCACCCUCAGCACCAUUAGAAAAUACACUGCAUGGUACAGAAACCCAGUUAGGGAAGCAUGCAGCACAAUCUUGUUAGUUUUCUUCUCUUGAGGAAGUAGAACCUUAUAUUCUCAUUAAAAUAAUUGCUGCAUUCCUUUUCCCAUAAAUGGUGUCAUUGCCAAACUAUGUGAAAGUCGUUCUCUUAAGUACUUCCUGCCUUAAACUUUAUCUUUUCUCCCAUAUAUAAAAUUUGAGAUAGUCUGUGCAGUUCUAAGAAAAAAAAUUAUGAUGUGUUUUAUGCUGUUUUAAAAAGAACUCACUUUUUAAAACUAUUAUUAAUAUUAAUAUUUAUUUUUCAAGUUGUCAAGAUGUAUUCCUUAAGUAUACUUUAUGACAUACACACAAUUAUUUGUAACAAAAUUUUCUUAAUUAUUAAAUUUUUACUAAUGAAUAAACUUUAUAAAGAAGACAAAACAUUCUAAGAAAUAUUGAAUAGUUGCUUAUUAUCCUAGUGGUAAUCUACAAUAAAAGUUGGGGUUUAAAUCAUUUUGUAUGCUUUUUUACUCAAACCUUUUGUAAUUAAUUUAAAAAUCAAAACAACUCAAAGAAAUGCAUACAUAAGUUUGUGACAUACUGGCUGCCUGUAGUUCUAAAAUCAUCAGUUUUCAAAUACUUUGGAAGAUCAGGAAAAAAAAUAACUGUAAAAGAUAGUGUUAAAGAGCAAGAUUCUGUGGUUAUGUUGCUAAGAAACUUGUGUUUUUAGUAAUUAACUGCUCCAUAUAGUAAAUAGUGAGGUAAUAAAGUAUUCACUAUAAUUUAAAAGAUGCCAUUUUGGAAUAUACAUAUAUAAAGCA